Messenger RNA from Tetrapisispora phaffii CBS 4417, 252 nucleotides. RefSeq names its product Aga2p (gene AGA2). Bases 1 to 252 code for a protein of 83 amino acids. The record is from RefSeq and is a predicted model, not a curated record. Gene Ontology annotation, biological process: agglutination involved in conjugation with cellular fusion. The transcript has a single exon. Gene Ontology annotation, cellular component: fungal-type cell wall. NCBI's taxonomy places the organism in Eukaryota, Fungi, Ascomycota, Saccharomycetes, Saccharomycetales, Saccharomycetaceae. Gene Ontology annotation, molecular function: cell adhesion molecule binding.
AUGAAGAUUACUCAAUUGGCCAUUUUAUUUAGCAGUAUAUAUCAGUUGGUAGCUAGUGAUCUUAUCACGUCGUGUGAAACACUUCCAGAUGAAUAUGUUGAGACGACAGCCUACUCAACUUCCUCAGGUACAGGUUAUGUCAAUGGUGUACAAAUGGUGGUGGUAUAUGAACUAUACAGCUCGGUAACAUAUGAGAGCGGGUGCGGAAGUGCACCAUCUGCUGCUAUCACAACCAAACCAUUUUUUAAAUGA